Messenger RNA from Neurospora hispaniola, 1184 nucleotides. RefSeq lists its product as uncharacterized. The record is from RefSeq and is a predicted model, not a curated record. Bases 331 to 726 code for a protein of 131 amino acids. NCBI's taxonomy places the organism in Eukaryota, Fungi, Ascomycota, Sordariomycetes, Sordariales, Sordariaceae. The transcript has a single exon.
UGGGCUCUCCAGCUUCUUACUGGUAAGUCUUGCGCCAACCUGUCGCACUCCCCGAACUUCCCCAGUCUUCACCAGCAUGCCAGCCCAAAAGAAUGCAAAAGAGCCCAAAGCGCCACGUUGCGAUUCACUUGACGUGGGCAUCUUUCGCUUUUACCGGAUCAUAAAACCCGUCACCUUCCUCCCUCUUUCUGUAACGCAUCCCGUCCCGCUAACCCACCAUCCUCUUUUCUUCUUCUCAUCAUAGGCGUCCUUCCUGACCCCUACCUCUCCCUCGCCCGUCAGAACCUCCUCUCGCCCGACUCCGCCAUCCAAUCUCUUAAGCGGCACAUAAUGUCAACAAUCGAAGCCUUCAUCUCCACUCUCAUCCCGAUCAUGCAGCCGCUUGUCGAGCGGCUAACGGCAUACAUCUACGCCUCCCCCGACGUUGUCAUUCUCGCCGGCGUGCUGUUGCUGCUGGUCAUGGUGCUGCAGGUUCUGAGCUGGAUGCGACGGGUGCUCAUGUUUUUCACCAGGCUUGCGUUCACGCUGGUGUUCUGGGCGGGCGUGGCGGCGGUCGCGAGCUGGGUGUACAGGCGCGGAGUGGAGCAGAGCGCGAGGGAUGCGACGUUCUGGCUGGGCAGGGCGAGCGGGUAUGGACUGGGCAUUUGGAAUUUCUUCAUGACCGAGUGGCAGAGGUACGAGGCGCAGGAUAAGGCAAGGGGUCAUGCUAAGUAUGAUCGUGCUUAACGAGGAGAAGCGGGAGAUAUGUUGUUGGAUAGCAAGGAAGAGGCAAGGGUGGAUAAGGGGAGGGCGUCAGGGUGAAGCGCAAAGGGCAGGCAGCGAUGGAAGAUCAAACUGAUGGUGGAGAUAUCUUGGAUGAUGACUAUGAAGACGAUGAUCACUCUUGAAAAGGAGAAAUUGGGAAUCGAUGCUUCGCGGUGGAGAGUACGGGGUGGAUUUUUUUAUUUUUUUUUGGCUUUACGGACUAAAUUACGAUGAUACGACGAUAAAAGUUGGAGGGUGGCUGGCUGUUGGAAUACCGCAUAUCCCAUGGCGUUACGGCGUUUCCUGUCAGGCAAUGUUCGAGAUCUGCGACCUUGGAGGUGCGAAGGAUUGAGGGCAUGAAUGUUACAGGCGGUGACCUUGCGUUGGGAAUACUGUUUUAAGGGCUUUUGGUAGUCAAGUGGGAAAAGAACAUAUAGAUC